Penicillium macrosclerotiorum is the source of this 1821-nucleotide messenger RNA. RefSeq lists its product as uncharacterized. The coding region runs from base 1 to 1821 and encodes 606 amino acids. The record is from RefSeq and is a predicted model, not a curated record. Lineage: Eukaryota; Fungi; Ascomycota; Eurotiomycetes; Eurotiales; Aspergillaceae. The transcript has 3 exons.
AUGACAUCAACCACCCUGAUGACUUUCUUGCUGGUAACAAACCCCGAGAUCCGCUCGGUGAAGCUGCUUGGAUCAUGGGACAACUUCUCCAGGCCCUAUGCGAUGGAGAGAGAUAAGCGUGUCGGCCCGGGUCACUGGCGUGGAUGCCAUACUUUUACGGAUAUCAUCGGCGAUGGACCCCCGGGUGAUAAAGUCCAAUGGCGUUCUGGGGGUCUGAAGAUGGGACAGACUUAUUGGUAUUAUUAUCUGUUAGAUGAGGACGUGGAAUACUUUAAUCAAGCGGAGCCCGUCACCACUAAAUGCCCUCUGCUUCCAGGGCAGCCGGUGAAUGUGCUGAACGUGCCUAUCAUAUUGCCGGACAGUCGGUCUCAUGUUCGUUCGAACAGCAAUAGCUCGCAGAAGUCCGAACACCGUACGAUGAACCCGGAAGACAAGUUCAUGAACCCGCGGAAGCCGCCAAAGCCAAACCUAGCGCGCCUUCAGACCUCCGUGCCUCAUGCCACUACUUCCAAUCCGAGCAGCAUCUCUCCCAUUAAUGGGAUAGUUCAUCGCAGUGCGUCUCAACCGAAUAGUGCCACGCGCAGAUAUCACUCAAAGGAUGCACGCUCCGUCUCUCCUCCCCGGUCCCGGGCACUUCGCCCUGCCUUCCGACCUGUCCAGGAGGUCGAAAAACACACCUGGGUAGAGAUGCCUUCAAGGUCCAACACUGUUAAUGGAGUACUGCAGCAGCGGAAUGCUGCCACUACUCAGCACCGCAAUCUUCCUGGAAUUAGCAUCAACACAGGCGCCGUAUCUUCUGUACAGCACCAGCCCGAAAUGCCUGCAUCGACAAUCCAAUCUCGUCGCGCACUCAAGGCCAAUGGAGGAGAUGGCCCACAAGCCCGAAACCUUCUGACAGUGCAGACACGGCCCCAUCACCGUAAGCCCAGCGCAUCGCGCGGUGCUGCGGCUGGACCCACUUUGGGAACUGUCGAUGAAACGCAGGCACUUCGAGAGGCUCUGACGCUGGCGACCUCUGGGGAUAUUACACCCAAGGGAGUCGAUGUCCACGAGAAGAGGCUUCCUACCCUCCCCAACACACCUUCCUCCGUGAUGGAUGAAGCCGUGCGUGCUAUCGACGAGCGAGAUAAGGCGAUGGAUGCGGAAGUAAUGCAGAGCCAUUUCUCCAGCUUCACCACCACAACAGCUGAUGACUCCACAAACUCGCGAUUCAUCGUUGAACGCAGCCGCUUCUCGGAGUGGAGCACUGAUACUGAUACCGAGACGGAGGACAACUCGCCCGAGUCCAUGAUAUCCGGCUCCACAUUUGAUCAGGAAUCCCACGAGUCCUCAGCAGAGGACGACUGGAAAACGCCCGAUCUCUCCCAGGCCAACGACGCCGCAACCAACACUGACCCCAACACGCCCCAUCUCACCGUCCACUCGAAACCCUCCUCCCCCAACUCCUCCGCUGGCGACAUCCUUCCCUGGAACAUGGGCAUGGCCGUCCCCGAACUCACCCUCUCCCUCUCUUCCCCGGGCCUAGGGAUCGACCACAUGGCCGAAGUCGAAAGCAACCCCAAACGCCACGCUGCCCUUUUCAGCGCUCUCGAGUCGAUGGAAGCCCUCUCGCUCUCGCAAAGCCGUGACGGCUCACCCAUUCUUCUCCCAGAGCUGCAGCGGCUGUCUGACACCGAUCGUAGUGAUACGACCAGUCGGGAAUUGCGAGAGCGCCUUAGCAACGCGUCACUCCGCGGCAAGAACACCAUGCAGGAGCUGAUGGACGAGCUGAGCUACUUGAAGAACAUGAUCCAGGCUGAGAUGGACGGAGAGCCAUUUUAG